Quercus lobata is the source of this 641-nucleotide messenger RNA. RefSeq lists its product as uncharacterized. Bases 32 to 412 code for a protein of 126 amino acids. The record is from RefSeq and is a predicted model, not a curated record. The transcript is spliced from 4 exons. Lineage: Eukaryota; Viridiplantae; Streptophyta; Magnoliopsida; Fagales; Fagaceae.
UAUAACACUCGGACAAUAUCUUCGAAAUUUUAUGGAGCACCAAACUUUGACGUUGUGGUUUAUCCCCAAUUGCACGAUUUCCUUUACUCCCGAGGAGUUAAGUAAAGAUCUACCAAUUCCUCCAAUUGCAACUGUUGAGCACUUGGAGUUGGGAAAUGUUCCUAUAAUGCAAGACUAUACAGCUCUUUUAGAUGGCUUAUUAUGGAGUUGUCAUCCAAAAGUCCUGUUGAUACGUGCAGAUUCAGAAAGCAAGGAAUUUGUAAAUUUCUUAUCUGAGACACUAGUUAUCAGAGAAGAAGAGCCAAAAUGCUGCGGUGAUAGUCACAUGAAGUGUUGGAGGCAUUACUUAAAAGCUGUCAAGUCAGAACCAUAUUUGGAUGGGAUGGAGUAUGUGAAGAAUGGAUAUUGUUGACACAGGAGUGCACAUGGGACAAGUAAAAAAGACCAUUCUAUAGAAGUCUACAAAGAUCACUAACAUCGAUCUAAAUCCAAAGAAGUUGGAGUCAGCAUUUUUUUGGGUCAUUUUCAAAGUUAGUUCUCAAACAGAGUGUGGAGGAUUUUAUGGCUGUUUUACUACGGUCAGCAUAAUGUACUCAGGAACCGUGUAUCUAUUUGGUUUCCCAAAGUGUAUUUUUUCAAUU